GAAAAAGUCCUGGAGGCCCACCCAGCCUGCCACCACUGAUGCUCUUACAUGAGAAAGAUAGACCUUCUGUGAACUUGUCCUGUUGGGAACCACAUCCUCAAUCUAAUCCCCAAGCCAGAAUCAUCAAAGUGAGCUAAAAUCAUCCUAGACAGUCAGCAAGCUGCAAGAUAGGGUGUGCUCUUCAGCAGUCUUUCCUUUACUUCCACAGGAUGAUUCCCCGCCCCUCCUUGCCAGUUCCCUAGGCAGACCCUUCCCCCUCCCAAGCCUCCUCCCUUCCUCAAGGGAACAUGACCCUCCUUAUAGAAUAUAAUUAUCCAUGUUGUCUGUCAAACUGGAUUUUUUUGUUUUGAACAUCAGCCCAUGACUGUAAUUAUGAUAGGUAGUAAGAAACCAUUUUUGUCAGCUCCAGACUCUGAAACUGGCCACUUAUCCAUAAACGUUACCAGGAAUAGGUCUUCCAGAGGGGUCCUGGAUGGUUAACUAAACAUGAAAGAAGAACAUUUUCUUUCACCGCCGAACUUGACUAGAGAACAGUGUGCAAUGAUUUCAAGCUGUGCCCGUGAGCACAGUUCUACACAAUCGCUCCCCCAUCCCCCUGCCUCUUUUUCUUUCUUUUUUCUUUUUUUUUUUUUGUUACUUAAACAAGUGGUUAUCCGUUAUGGUGUUGACAUAGGAAAAAGCCAAAAUGCUGGCAACAGAAUCAAAGCGACAGUGCCACAGGCAGCUCUGUGUGCACAUGGUUUGGUUACUUGAAUGCAUAGGCUUGCUUUUUCACUUCCUCCUAUUUUGGUCCCGCCUUCUUAGUGCAUCUUCCUGAGAAUGUUUUUUAAAAGAUAAGGAAAAUAUAUUGCCUGUGCUGCAAGCUGUCUUUAGUGUCUGUUCCCUUUUUCAUGCCUCACAGGUCUGGGUCCUCCUAACUUCUCUAUUGCUUGGUGAGUCGCUUUGCUUUCCCUGGCGUUGCCCGGCCUCCCGUGAAUCCUAUGCAGACCCCACUCCCAGCCCUCUUCCCAGCGGAGGCAGUCGGUCGGCCAGCCUGGAGGCACUGAGCAGCCGCCAGAGCCAAGGAUCCGGGAUCCAGGACCUCGGAUCCUGCCAGUCACCUUGCCCGGCCCCCCUCCGCUCUCCGCCUGGUCGCCCAAGACACUCACCACGUGACAGUCCACCUCCUGGCAGCUCGCAGACUCUCGCCCUGGGACAUCCCAGGCGCCACCCUCGGGACAGGGUAGAGGCAGCGGCUACGGCCUUUGGGGCACAGGUCCACGGAGGACACUGGAGCGCAGUCUGGAUGUGGCAGCCAAGCGGCCACUCCUGUAGCCGUGGGAGACCUGGGCCGAUCAAGCCCCGGGUGCGCUCUGCAGGCCGGCAGGGGGCUCUGGAUUUCGGUCCCUCCCCUUUCCCUCUGGGUCUCCGGAUCACUCCUGCUCUCAGAUCCUCUUCCUGCCAGGUACCGGCCUGCGGGAGAGGAGGACGCGCCUCUCCUCCAGGCACCUACCAUGGGCAAUACCUCCAGUGAGUCCCGGCGGCGGGAGAGCUGCGAUACUCGAGAGUGGCUUCUCUCGGGCGAAAGCCCAGCCAUCAGCUCCGUGAUGUUUUCGGCUGGGGUGUUGGGAAAUCUCAUCGCACUGGCGCUGCUGGCGCGCCGCUGGCGGGGGGACUUGGGGCGCGGCGCCGGCCACGGGAACUCCAUCUCGCUGUUCCACGUGCUGGUGACAGAGCUGGUGUUCACAGACUUGCUCGGGACUUGCUUCAUCAGCCCCGUGGUGCUGGCUUCUUAUGCUCGGAACCAGACCCUGGUGGCACUGGCGCCCCAGAGGCGCGUGUGCACCUACUUUGCCUUCUCCAUGACCUUCUUCAGCCUGGCCACUAUGCUCAUGCUGUUUGCCAUGGCCCUGGAGCGCUACCUAGCCAUUGGGCACCCCUACUUCUACCAGCGCUGGAUUACUCACCGCGGCGGCCUGGCUGUGCUGCCCGCCAUCUACACCGUCUCACUACUCUUUUGCUCCCUGCCGCUGCUGGACCACCAGGAUUACGUCCAGUACUGCCCUGGGACGUGGUGCUUCAUUGGGCACGAACAGAGCACUUACCUGCGGCUUUAUGCCACCCUGCUGCUGCUCCUCAUCAUCGCAGUGCUCGCCUGCAACUUCAGUGUCAUCCUUAACCUCAUCCGCAUGCACCGCCGUGGCAGGAACAGCCGCUGCGGACCCUCCUUGGGCAGCAGUCGGGCUGGCCCUGGCAGCCGCAGGAGAGGGGAAAGGGUAUCAGUGGCGGAGGAGAUGGACCAUCUCAUUCUUCUGGCUAUCAUGACCAUCACCUUCGCUGUCUGCUCCUUGCCUUUCACAAUUUUUGCAUAUAUGAAUGAAACCUUUUCCCGAGAAGAAAAGUGGGACCUCCAAGCUCUUAGAUUUUUAUCAAUUAAUUCAAUAAUCGACCCUUGGGUCUUUGCCAUCCUGAGGCCUCCUGUUCUGAGACUCAUGCGUUCAGUCCUCUGUUGUCGGGCUUCAUUAAGAACACAAGAUGCAACACUAACUUCCUGUUCUACGCACUCAAAUGCCAGUAAAUCGGCUGACCUUUGAGGAUGCUGGUUAAGAAGUACUUAGUUAGCCAGCACAAUCAUUUUGAAACGAUUCCUUGGAGAAAUGGAAAAAAGUUUGUUUAUAAACACAAUGAAGCUACCCUAAUAAAACAGAGUAAACAAGUGUUUCAGCAGUGGUUUGGGCUGCAGACAUGCUGACAGGCCACUUCAUGGCAGGUGACAGGAGGAUCUGUAAAACCUGUCCUCGGUGGCCUUUAAGAGGAACAACCAUCUGCAUUUAAAACUCAGUGCCUUUUGAUUUCAGCUUUCCUGUCGAAUGAGAAAACAUGUGGUUUUGUAAUUUGUUUAAAACCCUAAAUAGUUACGUGUUUUCUGUUUUAAUCUGCGAGGGUAGUACCAUUAUAAACAUACAGUGUACAGUCAGACCAGACAAAACUUCUUAUGUAUUCUCUAGGAAGUGGAUAUGUGGAAGCAACCAAGCCUGGUGUCCUGUGACUGCUUAACAAACCUUCUUCCUUUGGGCAGUGAGUUUGAAAAUCAGAGGUGCUUUGUACUGUGUGUUUGUGUAUGUGGGGAUAUUCUCUCAUCAGGACAGUAUAACUCGUAGAAGAGUAGGCUUGGUUGGUUAAUGUCGGCUUUCUCACCAGGCCACCAGAAGCCGUGUGUCAUAGUGUCAGGUUAUUUAUUUUAUAAUGUCCAUCGUGCUAGUAGUAACCAAGAAGACGUUAGGAAGUUUCCUCUCAACAGUAAAUAGCAGAGUGUUAGGAGAGGUAAUUCUGAUUAAUACUCUUCAUUCUAUUUCAAAGAAGGGUAUAUGUGGCUUUGUCUGAAACCAGAUAUUAGAAUUAUAAACUUAAAAAAUCUGGUCAGUUCUUCAGAUACACUGGAACUCUUUUAAUGCUAAUGUUGAGGCCGUGGCAAACAUCUUUUUAGGAUGUGUUGUAGCAAAAUUCAUCUGUCUGUAUUUUUAUCUGGGAAACAUGGCCUGACUCAUACUGUAUAGGAAAUCAUGUAAUAGUGAGUCAUGUCUUAAUAUAUUUCUAGAUCUAAUGUUUGGUAUGGUAUAAACUCAGCAUCAAAAUAUUCCAGUGAACUUGCACUGUUUAAUUAUAGCUUAGUUACAGUGUAAACUCAUCUGAAAUGUUACAAAAUAAACUAUAAAACAAAAAUGUGAAAAUGGAAUAGUAUUUGAUGAAUCCCUCCCAAUAACAUUUUAUAAUUAGUGUAGAUGUAAUCAUUUUUAAAUGAAAUAAAAGUGGAAAUUUUUUAUUUAAUUUGGCACCUUUCAAAUAAGAGUUUAAAAUAUUCAAUAUAAUACUUAGUAUUAGAUGUGUUUUGUUUGCUUUUUCCCCUUACGGCAUGAUCGUCAAAAUAGUGGUCACUUUCUUUUUCUUUUCUUUCUUUUUUUUUUUUCUUUUUUUGCAAUGAGUGUUAUUACAGCAUAGCUGAUAUUAAAAAAACCCAAAAGAAGAAGAAUUUUUUUCUAAAGUCUCAUUGACUUGCUUACAUAAAACUAUUUUCUAUAAGUAGUUAUCAGAUUAGAUAAUCACUUAGGAGUGAUUCCUUACCAAUCUAGAAAUCAGUGUAUUUUGACACAGUCUAUGUCCAAUCAGCCCUUAUUUUAAAAAGGAUAAAUAAAUGGUUCGCUUUUCUACUAAUUCAAACAAACCAGGCAAAAGUUACUUUAGCUAAACUCUGGACGUGUAAAUAAAUCUUCCUGUCCACUAAGCACACUGGAGUUAAGAAAUUGUUCUAAAUAGGACUAAUUAGGGUCAUAGGUAAUUCCUAAACAUAAAGUUCUGAAGUUACUUCAAAUCUAGAACAUUAAUUUCUUUUGUCAGAUGACUCUUUUUUUCCCCCCAAAUCAAAAUGUUAACUACAACCAUUCACCCUAUCUUACUACCCCCCAAAGUUCUCAAAUAAUGCCUGAGAACCUUUUUUAAAAAGUGCAAACUUGGGCAUAAUGUCACUAGUGGAAACAAAAGUAUUCAUUCUGUGGACCCAAAAUAUAAGAGUUUAAGCCAUUUAAGAACUGGUAAAUUUCAAGAGCUUCAUUUUGUAGUGUACUCCUGUUUCUUGCACUGUGUGAAAUGCUAAAUCCUAUUAUUUCAUUUGCACUGAUGUUUACAUAGAAUAGGAAUUGAAGGUUAGAAUAGGAAAUCUAAAUCCUAUUAUUUCAUUUGCACUGAUAUUGACAUAGAAGGAAUUGAAGGUUAAAAUCCUAUGUAAUAGUUAAUCACUUACUAUUAAUGGAAAUUUCAAGGUAAUAGAAAAAAUUAUUUAGAUUUGAUAUGAAAAUAUUCCCUUAAAAAAUCAUAUCAGUCAUACCUGUUUAAGUUUACCGAUUCGUUUCCAGGUUAAAACACAGAACUUAACCUACAUAUCAGAGAGCUGAAUUGUGAUGAAGGAAGACAUAGAUUUUAUUAUUUUCCCUGGAUAAUCAAUGGAAUGAAAACAGAGAAGAAAACUAUACUGGAUAUUCAACUCAUAAUACCAGCCCUAACUUCAGGUGUCCAGAAAUGGGGUGGCCAAGGUAAUCUAUUCUGAGCUGACGUGUUCCUGGAUGGUUCACUGUGGUCAUCUUUCCCAAGAGAAACCUGGGGACACUAAAUUGUGGCCUUGAAUCUCCAGAGGUCCUGAUAAGGCCUGAGUUUGCUUAGAAACUAUAAACAGCCUCCAAAAAGCCAGCAUCUCAAAGUGGUCUGGUCGCAAGACAACCUAGAGCCAGACCAAAGCUCUAGAAACAGCGCCAACCCCAAGCCCCCAUGCUGGCAGAGGCCGCAGGCCCUGGACCCUGAAUUGUGGGCUGGGAGAGGGCACAUCUGACCCACAUCACUAUGUUCUCAGUGUGAAAUUCAGUUUAUCUCUUGGGGCCUCUGCCUGGUCACGAUAGCACUUUGAAAAAAAGACUGCCCUCAUGCUAAUGGAACGUCAGCUCUGCUUUGAACCAAGAGAAAGCAACAUAUUCAAGUUUAGAAUUUGAUGACUUUGAAAGGCAGGGGAAGGCAGUUAGCUCACACUAAGUAGAGAUUUGUUUACUUCACUUAGCCAGAUCUAAUGGUCUAAGCCAGAUCUAAUGGUUUUCUGGAUUUGGGAAGAGCCCCUAUUGAGUCAUUCACAGAUAGAGAAACAGUCUUCCCCACAAAUGGUAAUUUAUAUGACAAACUUCUGCCUUUCUCAAACACAACUCCAUUGGAAUUACUCUCUGAGUGCACAUUUAAACAUACCUCCAAUCAUUAUACUAACAGCAUUAUAAUUGAUUUUUUUUAAUUUACAAAGCAUUGGAUCGCCUGAAAUACACACUAUGGAAAUAAUUGUUAUAUUAGCAUUUCACUGAAGCUAUCAUCUAAUUUAUGCAUGGGAGUAAGGCCAUGUAUUGGGCAUUAAUUUUUAUUUCAGAAAGGUACUUUUUCUGGUAGCUUUUGUGAUUUGUUAUUGUAAGUAAAUUUUCUUAAUUAUAUUUUUGUAUUUCCUAUAAAAUGUAUAUAUUAUUAAAGGUCAGUGGGGUGGUUUAA
Sus scrofa (pig) is the source of this 6048-nucleotide messenger RNA. It is a transcript of the gene PTGER2, whose product is annotated as prostaglandin E receptor 2. Gene Ontology annotation, molecular function: prostaglandin E receptor activity. Gene Ontology annotation, cellular component: plasma membrane. Gene Ontology annotation, biological process: cellular response to prostaglandin E stimulus; inflammatory response; positive regulation of cytosolic calcium ion concentration. The record is from RefSeq and is a predicted model, not a curated record. Lineage: Eukaryota; Metazoa; Chordata; Mammalia; Artiodactyla; Suidae.